AUGAAACUGGUUGAGAAGAAGGUAUUGGAAUGGCCACCACUGCUUGAUGUCAGUAUGAAGCGUGAAAUUCAAGACAUGGUUCAUGGUCCCAUCUCACUAUUUCAUCCACUCGACCGAGUUGUAGAUACAAGAGAAUUUCAACGAUUGCGUGAACUAAAACAACAGGGUGUCACUUAUUUUGUAUAUCCAUGUAGUACACAUAGUCGUUUUGUACAUAGCUUAGGAACUUAUUGGUUAGCAUAUAAAUUUGUGGAGUCGCUCAAACGAGAUACUUCUUUGAAUAUCACCAGUCAGGACCAUUUAUGCGUUUGUAUGGCAGCACUCUGUCAUGAUUUAGGACAUGGUCCAUUUUCACAUCUGUUUGAUGGAGCGUUUCGCCAUGCGUCUGGAACUGCAAUUACACCAGAGUACACGCACGAAAAUCUCUCCAUUCGUCUUCUACGUCGAAUUGUGAACACGCCCGAGACUCGUGCAGCAUUAGAAGACUACCUGGGCAUCGGUGAAGAAUUUGAAAGAAACAUGACCUUUGUAGAAGAAAUCAUCAAUUCAGAAAAAUUUGAUUUGGAUGGCAAAUGGUUGCCACGAGGUCGACCAGUAGAGAAAGCUUUUUUAUAUGAUGUGGUCUCAAAUAGCAAUGAUUCGAUAGAUGUAGAUAAAUUCGAAUAUCUUGUAAGAGAUUCCUUCUGUGCUGGGAUACCUAUUCCAUUCAACAAGCACAGCAUUGAACGACUUACUGAGAAUGCGCGAGUUCUUCCCGACCCUAUCCGAGGAUUUCCUCGAAUAUGUUAUGCAAAGAAGGUAGCUGAUAUUCUAUUAUCUGUUGGAGAUUCACGACAGAUGUUGCACAACUUGCUUUAUCAACAUCGGGUUGUGUGCGCCAUUGAAGCCAUGGUUGUGAAAGCAAUGAUCUUGGCUGAUAAACACCUCAAAUAUAUGGGAGAUGAUGGAAUAGAAUAUAAUUUAUCAAAUGUGACUCAAAAUUUAGAAGCAUAUUUGAAGACUACAGAUGCUGUAUUAAGAGAUAUUGCAAAUUCAUCUAACCCUGAAAUUAGUGAGGCGCAAAAAAUUUUGGAAGACAUUGAUCGUAGAAAUAUACCCGUUAUGAUUGCAGAAGUAGAGUGCGGACCAUCCUGUGCUGAGUCGUUUGCCCUGCAGAAGCUGAUUAGUCAAAGGCUCCGAGAAGAGCUUGCUUUGAGCUACGAUGAGAAGAACAUCAUGGUUUUGGCACGAGUGAUGCACCGUGGCUUGGACGGUAGAUCUCAUCCUAUGACCAGAGUUCUGUUAUAUGAUAAUAAGCUCACUGGUAAUGUAGUUGCGCGGACCGUCGAUGACGAGUGGCUCCGUCUGAAAACUCCAAGAGAAGCAGCUAUUUGGUCUAUCUGUUUGUAUGUGUCUCGCUCUAUGAGUAAAGACGAGAGAUCAAUAGUAAUCAAUGCUUUCGACGCUGUAGUGGCGAGAUCCGGUUUACGAUCACCAGAAUUUAAAAGAAAAAAUGCACUAACGCCUAGUGGCUAAACACUCAGGAGGGUCAAUGAUCGAAGCUCAAAAUCAUGGAAAAGAUUCACACAAUUUUUCUUUUUACAACGUGAUCUUAGAAUAUUUACCUG
Molecule: messenger RNA, 1607 nt
Organism: Cylicocyclus nassatus
Lineage: Eukaryota; Metazoa; Nematoda; Chromadorea; Rhabditida; Strongylidae
Source: the annotation of a GenBank genome assembly